AUGGCCUGCUCCGGCUCCGGCCCUGUUGCCGGACCACGAGCCCUCUCGGAAGCUCCAACGGUGUUUGUGCCCACUGUCAACGAUGCACCGCUCCUCCCCGCGGGCUUUCCGAACAGAUUGGACUCUCCCAUGGCAUGGACGGGCACCGACUUCGCCAAACACUCGGACUUCAUCCUUUGUCUUGAUGACGUGGACAUCAAGGAGACCGAAGCAGCUCUGGAACACUUCAAGGCCUUGGGGCUUGACGGCGACGUCAUGUCGCGAGAGUCCUUCCCGUUGCCAAGUCUGGGACCCAGGCUGGAUAAAUUGCGCAUGAACCUCCACGACGGAACAGGCUUCGGGCUUAUUCGAGGAUUAAAUCCGCAGAAGUACGCGAUUGAGGACUUGACAAUGCUGCAUCUCGGCAUCCAGUGCUACAUCGCCAACCGCCAGGGACGACAGGACAAGAAGGGAAACAUGCUUGUUCACAUUGUAGCGGACAACUCGUCCAAAGAGAGAGCCACUCAUCAUCGCCAUUCGACGACGCCAAUAACAUUCCACAACGAAGAGGCUGGCGACAUCAUCAGCUGGCUGACUCGAAGCACCGCCGCUACCGGCGGAAAGUGCAUCAUUGCUUCGGCCUACACCGUCUACAAUGUGCUUGCAGCGAGCCGUCCCGACUUGGUGCGCACGCUUGCUCGUUCUGACUGGCCCUUUGCUCUGCCCCGGUUCCAGUGUCGUCCAGUCAUGUUCUACCAUCAAAAGCGGCUGAUCACCAACUUUGGCAGAACAGCGCUGCUGGGCGGUGCCAGUUAUGCGCGUUCUGAACGCCUUCCCAAGCUCAGCAGCAGCCAGAUGGAGGCGUUGAACGCCAUUGAAGACAUCGCGCGCGCAACGGAACUCGAAAUCGCCACUCAGGCUGGUGAUAUGCACUUCAUCAACAACCUGGCCGUUCUGCACCGGCGCGAGGGGUUUGUCGACGGACAGGCACCGACGGAGCGGCGACACUUGGUUCGCAUGAGGCUUCGCGACGACGACCUGGGGUGGGCCAUCCCUGCCGAUCUGGCUUUGGAAUGGACCAAGACCUUUGAGCCAGGACGAGCCCGAACCUGGCAUCUCCAGCCCAUGCCCGAUGGCUUCUUUCCUCUGCGAACUCAACCCAACUGA
This is a messenger RNA of Purpureocillium takamizusanense, 1146 nucleotides long. RefSeq lists its product as uncharacterized. The transcript has 5 exons. Lineage: Eukaryota; Fungi; Ascomycota; Sordariomycetes; Hypocreales; Ophiocordycipitaceae. Bases 1 to 1146 code for a protein of 381 amino acids. Gene Ontology annotation, molecular function: oxidoreductase activity. The record is from RefSeq and is a predicted model, not a curated record.